CAGUCAGUCAGUCAGUCAGUCAGUGAGUUUCAUCGACACUUACCUGGAUAUCAGAGCACGCGCGCGCGGUCACUCACCAGCUGUCAAUCACUUCACACGCUCACAUUCUGCUUCAGAGACUUUUAUUUACUGCAUUUAUUUACUUUUUUUUUUAAACUCACACGACAGGUAUUUUCCUACAUAUAUUGAUUUUAUAUAGCGCUCCAGACACACGCAAACUAAUCCAGGAAAAACUUUGGGAGAGUUCAUACUAAAUCACCGGGCAGCGCACGAAAAUAACACAGGGUUAAUUUUAUUGAAUCAAAGACUCUUUCAAAACCUCUAAAAGAAUAAACGGAUCAGAACGGAAAUAAAGGAUUUGGUCCAAUUAAAAUGCAUCGCUGGAAAGUUGCUGUGCUGAUGUUUUUGGCUGCUGUGUUGGGGUGUGGUCAGGCGUUGGACCGCACACUCAUUCUGUCCAAUGAGAGGAGCUCGAUAGAGAGAACAUAUGAGCUAACCAAAUACCUGGACCACCAGCUGAAGGAGAUCAGAGACACCUACCUGUCUUAUCUUGGGCCUCCAUUCAGUGAUCCCGGCUUCUCUCCUCCACGUCCCAACAGCUCCUCUUUGUCCGUGCCCAGUGCAGCUACACGUGUGGACUUGUGGCGCGGGCUGGAGAACGGUGCCCGUCUGGCACAGAACCAGCGUGCAUACAGCAUUCUUCUGUGUGCUGUGAGGGAUCUGGCCCGCUCCACCCUGUGUCCGUACCUCCAGAGCUCUCUCCUACACUUUUGCUCCGGCCUCAGCGGGUUACUCGGCUCAAUAUCCGGCCUGAUGAACGCCCUGGGCUACACCAACCUACCACCCUCCACAGGUUACGCCACGGCCGCUCAAGGAUACGCCCCACCCAUGUCGUCACAGUUUCAGGGCGUGAGCGAGAACAGCCCUGCCCCUCUGCGGAGUUACGUGCCUCGAAACAAAGGCGUUCAGACCGCCUCGGGUGUGAGAGAGGGAACGACUCGGGCGGAUCUCAAGCGGGACAGAGAGAGAGAGAGGGGGAGGAGAGGGAGGAGAAAAGAAGGAGAGAGUUGGGUCGCCAAAGAGGAGGGAGAGAAGGAGGAAGGAAUGGAGAGAUGGGGAAAAAGGAGAAGACUGCUGAGCAUGGAAGAGGAGAAAACGCUAAAACUGAUAAACAACAUGAACUACACAACUUUAAAAGUUGGAGAUGGAUACCGAAAGCAGCCACUACUCUUUUCCUUGCCAUCCCUCCAUCCUCGUCGAUCUAGCCGUUCCAUCCCGUCUCCUAAUGCUGGUCUCUCUCCUCUCUCGCUCCUCUAUCAGUACGGAGGGCCGGCCGCUGAGGUUCACACUUUGCUGGCGGCCCCUGUGCUGUCAUCACAUCCCGCCCCUAAUGACUUCUCACGGAAAGUUGAGGGAUUUUGGGUACUGCGAGAACUGCAGAGCUGGCUGUGGAGAUCUGCGAAAGAUUUCACCAGACUAAAGAAACGGCUACGAGCUUGAGAAGGAACAAACGCUCUGAUCUAAAACCUAAUGAACUGCCUUCUAACUAUUAGAGAAAUUUCUCGGACAAAAAAAGAUUCAGUGUCUAUUCUCAAUAGUGUAGCAAUGUAUGAAGCACAGCUCACACUGAAGUCACUUUCAAACCUAGCAGUUUUCUGUUGGUCAACUCUGCAAAUUCACAUGACCAACUUGAACCAGUUGCAAAAUCUGUGUGGGAAAACUUUCGCAUUUAUGCAAAUUCCCAGUUGCAUGGAUUCACAUUGAAAUGACUGGAUUUCACCCACGAAAAUUUGCUGAAUAACAGUAAAUGUGGCCACACCUUAAAGGAACACUCCACUUUUUUGAAAAUAGGCUCAUUUUCCAACUCCCCUAGAGUUAAACAGUUGAGUUAUACCGUUUUCGAAUCCAUUCAGCCGAUCUCCGGG
Messenger RNA from Megalobrama amblycephala (Wuchang bream), 1925 nucleotides. It is a transcript of the gene clcf1, whose product is annotated as cardiotrophin-like cytokine factor 1. The coding region runs from base 373 to 1500 and encodes 375 amino acids. The transcript is spliced from 3 exons. Lineage: Eukaryota; Metazoa; Chordata; Actinopteri; Cypriniformes; Xenocyprididae. The record is from RefSeq and is a predicted model, not a curated record.